This is a messenger RNA of Insectozyma verbasci, 1314 nucleotides long. The record is from the annotation of a GenBank genome assembly. NCBI's taxonomy places the organism in Eukaryota, Fungi, Ascomycota, Pichiomycetes, Serinales, Debaryomycetaceae.
AUGAAACCUUUUGCUAUAUUAAAUUCAAGACAACCAUAUCUAAAAUAUUUAGCUAUAGUUCUUACAUUGGUCAUUAUAUAUGUUUUAACUCAUAGAUCAAAUGAUUAUGUAAGUCAAUCUUUACAAUCUAAUUCACAAGAUUCAUCAACGAAAGACACAAUCAAAGUACCAGAAGAACUUAAGAUUGAAAAAGAGGAAAAUUUAUUAGAUCCAAAUCAAGAAAAAAUUGAAGAUUCAUAUAAACAAAGUCAAAAAUUUCAAAUUCAGGAAAGUCAUGAUAAAAUGCAACAAUCUCAAUUUGAACCAGAAAACCCAAAGGAAAAAGAAACUAGCAAAAAUUCCAAAGUUAAAGCUACAUUUGUUACAUUAGCUCGUAAUGAAGAAUUAUUCAGUUUAAUAAAAUCUAUUAGAUCCGUCGAAGAUAGAUUUAAUCAUAAGUUUAAUUAUGAUUGGAUUUUCUUUAAUGAUAAAGAAUUUACUCAAGAAUUUAAAGAUUUAACAAGUGCUAUAGUUUCAGGUAAAACUAAAUAUGGUACUAUACCCAAAGAGCAUUGGUCAUAUCCCGAAUGGAUUGAUCAACAAAAAGCAGAAGAAUCUAGAAAAAAAAUGAAAGCAGCAGGUAUAAUUUAUGGAGAUUUAGAAAGUUAUCGUCAUAUGUGUAGAUUUGAAAGUGGAUUUUUUUGGCGAAAUCCAUUAUUAGAAGAUUAUGAUUGGUAUUGGAGAGUUGAACCAGAUACAGAUAUUCAUUGUGAUUUAAAUUAUGAUUUAUUUAAAUAUAUGGAAGAUAAUAAUAAAGUAUAUGGUUUUACAAUUUCAAUUCAUGAAUUUGAUAAAACAAUUCCUACAUUAUGGGAGCAAACCAAGAAAUUUAUCGAUUUACAUCCUGAAUAUAUUGCUGAAAAUAAUUUUAUGGAUUUUAUAAGUAAUGAUAAAGGUAAAACUUAUAAUUUAUGUCAUUUUUGGUCAAAUUUUGAAAUUGCAAGUUUAAAAUUUUGGAGAUCAAAAGCUUAUCAAGAUUAUUUUGAAUUUUUAGACAAAACAGGUGGAUUUUUUUAUGAAAGAUGGGGUGAUGCACCAAUUCAUUCAAUUGCAGCUUCUUUAUUUUUACCAAAGGAUAAAAUUCAUUAUUUUGAAGAUGUAGGUUAUAGACAUGGUGUUUAUACUCAAUGCCCAUUAAAUCCCGAAUAUAGAUAUCAACAUAAAUGUCAUUGUAAACCAAAUGAUGAUUUUACAUUUAGAGGUUAUUCAUGUGGUAGAAGAUUUUAUGAGAAAAUGGGUUUAACAAAACCAGAAGAAUGGGAAAAUUAUACAUAG